Molecule: messenger RNA, 619 nt
Organism: Erythranthe guttata (spotted monkey flower)
Lineage: Eukaryota; Viridiplantae; Streptophyta; Magnoliopsida; Lamiales; Phrymaceae
Source: RefSeq, a predicted model, not a curated record
AAAUUUGCUCUCAUUGUUAUGGAAUAUUCAAUCUCUCCUUUUCACAACAUGUAUUUGCUUGCAUGUGAAGGUAAAUAUCCAGACAAGACCUCUCCAAAGAAACUUACUACCCUUAGUGAUUCAAGCCCCAAGAUCGAAAAUGACCAAUUAAGUUGGAGCAGACCUGCAAACGAGCCUAGACGUGCUGUUCAUGACAUCUUGUCCAUUCUCAAACAACCAAUUCAAAAAAAGGUUGUCAAAAUGGACAAACUAAUUCAGGUAAAGGUGGAGGACUGCCUUGAAUCACACUCUUCGCAUGUUCCUUCUGAUGUCAAGGGUCGUAAAACGGAGUACGCUGAGGAGUGCAGUCGAAGUUCACCGGACGAACUGAGAGGAAAAGCCUCAGAACCUGAAGAUGUUAAAGUCUUUGUUGCAGCUGAUGAGAAGUGCACAGUUUCAGGAUACGAGACUACUGCAUCGGACGGUGUGGGCCAAAAGCCCAUUGAAUCAGCUACUCUCAGCCGAUCAAACGAAAACGAGGAGCCUGAAAAUUCCCCUGAAAUUGGUUCGUGUGAAGACCAGUUACUUCCAUUACCUUCACACCAUUUGCCUGAUUGUUUCUGAUGUUUUAAUAUAUUGU